Symphalangus syndactylus (siamang) is the source of this 1019-nucleotide messenger RNA. RefSeq lists its product as uncharacterized. The record is from RefSeq and is a predicted model, not a curated record. Lineage: Eukaryota; Metazoa; Chordata; Mammalia; Primates; Hylobatidae.
CCCAUCACCAUGGUGAUGGGAUUAGGGAUCUCCUGCACUCAGUCUUAAGUGCCACUGUCUGUGCUGGUUUUUCGAAGGUCGGAGCAGACUGAACCUUUGUGCUUUCAUUUUCCUGAUUUUGAUUUUUCUUAUGGGGAACCACUUUUCCUGCAUUCGAGGUGACUCGAAGAAGCCUUCCAAAAAGUGGGUGAGAAGGAAGCCCUACUCUACUACCACGGUGACUUCAUCGAGCACAUUCAGUGAAAUUUUGAGAAGAUACAGCCUGUACACCACCCAGCAUUGGAGGCAUCAUGGCUUCUGGAGAAAGAAGAAGGUAAACCCACAAGAAGCCUCUAGGGAGUCUCCAGCUCACAGGGGCAGAGAAGUUGGAGAGAGGCCGGUCAAUGUGAGGGUGGUGCAGGUGGCCCCUCUGAGGUUUGGCUCUACUCCCUGUGAGGACGCUGUACAUGACAUCGUUAAUGAGGACGCUGUACAAAACAUCACUAACGAGGACGCUGUACACAACAUCACUAAUGACGCUGUACAUGACAUCUCUAUUGAGGACGCUGUAUAUGACAUCGCUAAUGAGGACACUGUAUACGACAUUGCUAAUCAGGGUGCUGUACAAGACAUCUGUAAAAAAGAAGAGGCCGCCAAGGAGUCAUUUAUACUGGAGAAUGAUUUGAUUCUGGAGAGCAUAUCUGAUGAUGACGAUUUUGCAGGCACUUACUUCAACCUGGAGACAAAGUUCUCCUGGUGUGUGCCCAGGGGUGCAGGAGAAAUUGACAGUCGGCCUCCGAACUUUUAGGACUUUAAAAAGCACUCAUGUUUCCAUCCUCGCUGUUGACUCCUAGCUUAAAGGGAGCUCCCGGGGUGAGUGACAGAGGCGGGAUCAGACCCUGGCAGUCUGACAGCAACACCUGUGUUCCUCUGCACUGGGCCAUGGACGACAUUACACACCUUGAUGAGAAUCAGGAAUUGAGGCUAAUCACAUCUGAAAUUGAGAUGGGCCUUGAGUCAUAUAAAUAGUUUGGAAAAGA